This is a messenger RNA of Purpureocillium takamizusanense, 363 nucleotides long. RefSeq lists its product as uncharacterized. Lineage: Eukaryota; Fungi; Ascomycota; Sordariomycetes; Hypocreales; Ophiocordycipitaceae. The transcript has a single exon. The coding region runs from base 1 to 363 and encodes 120 amino acids. The record is from RefSeq and is a predicted model, not a curated record.
AUGCAAGGGCAACGCAUUGCGCUCUGCCACUUUGCCACUGAGUGUCAACCAGACCUCAUUAUGAGCAGCUCCAUCAGGCCAAGCUUUUGUCGAUCAAUCAAGCAAGCAGCAAGUGGCCAACAGCCGUGCCUCGAUCUCGCACAGAGAAGCAGCUACAUCUACGGGGCACAGAAUACAGGCACGUUACAGGUCCAAGAAGCUUGUCGCCACCGCCCGCAAACCCCGUUUUACCCUUCCCGACCCCCGAACGGCUCCGGGGCCGGUUACGGCGACGCCCAUUGGUCACAUGCGCGUGAGCCAAUCACGGCCGUCAAAAUUUUCAUCCUGCUCCCGGUGCUUUCUCGCCAGGAGGCACGACGGUAA